This is a messenger RNA of Rosa chinensis, 1480 nucleotides long. RefSeq names its product AAA-ATPase At3g50940. The record is from RefSeq and is a predicted model, not a curated record. The transcript is spliced from 2 exons. Lineage: Eukaryota; Viridiplantae; Streptophyta; Magnoliopsida; Rosales; Rosaceae. Gene Ontology annotation, molecular function: ATP hydrolysis activity; ATP binding. The coding region runs from base 40 to 1356 and encodes 438 amino acids.
AUAUCAACCCCCUCGAUCUCUCUCCCAAUAACAACUAGAAUGUGGUGCUCAAAGGAAGACUUGCCGUCCCCAAAAACCAUUCUCUCGGUGGCGGCCUCCGUCGCCGCCUCCGCCGUUCUCAUCAAAAGCGUCGCAAACGACCUCGUCCCCGAUGCCGUCCACUCUUUCUUCUCCAACCGCAUAAAAAAGCUGUCGUCCCAACUCACCGUCGUCGUCGACGAGUUUGACGGCCUCACCCCCAACCAGAUGUUCGAGGCGGCCAACGUCUACUUGGGCACCAAGCUCUCCUCCUCAACGCAGAGAAUCAAGGUCAACAAACCCGAAAAGGAGAAGCAGCUGCAGGUCAAUAUAGACAGGAACCAAGAGCUCGUUGAUUGUUUCAAUGGUGUGAAACUCAAGUGGGUUUUGGUGACGGAAAAGCCACCGGCGUCGGCUAACAACAACCGUGACCAGGUGUCAGAGGUUCGACACUUCGAGAUCAUUUUCCAUAAGAAGCAUAGGGACAUGGUGCUCAGCUCUUACUUGCCCUAUGUGUUAAAGAAGCAUAGAGAAAUCAAGGAGGAGAGAAAGGUGGUGAAGCUUCAUACCGUUGAUUACAAUGGCACUGACUAUUGGGGCUCCAUAAACCUUGACCACCCUGCGAAUUUCGAUACCAUUGCAAUGGAGCCGGAGAUGAAGAAGACAUUGAUUGAGGACCUAGAUAGGUUUAGGGAGAGGAAGGAGUACUAUAAGAGAGUAGGGAAGGCAUGGAAACGUGGGUAUUUGCUGUACGGACCACCCGGCACUGGAAAAUCAAGCUUGGUUGCAGCCAUGGCUAAUUAUCUGAAGUUUGAUAUUUUUGACUUGGAUUUGAAGGAGGUUCAAUGCAAUUCUGAUUUGAGAAGGUUGCUGAUCGGCACGAAAAGUAGAUCGAUAUUGGUGAUCGAGGAUAUUGAUUGCUCGGUUGAGUUGCAGAACAGAGACUCAGAUCAAAAUGAACCCAAAACUGUUGAGGAUGAUAAGGUGAGCCUCUCUGGUCUACUAAACUUCAUUGAUGGGUUGUGGUCAAGCUGUGGAGAGGAGAGAAUCAUUGUGUUCACGACGAAUCACAAGGACCGACUUGAUCAGGCCUUGCUCCGACCUGGGCGGAUGGACUUGCACCUGCAUAUGUCCUACUGCACCUUCAGUGGCUUCAAGACAUUAGCUUACAAUUACUUGCAGAUUAAAGAGCACCCACUUUUUGCAGACAUUGAAGCAUUAUUGCUAAAUCACAAGUUAGUUACACCUGCUGAAGUUGCCGGAGAGCUAAUGAAGAGUGAUGAUGCUCGAGUCUCCCUUCAAGGUCUUGUCGAAUUCCUCCAAAGCAAGAACAUCUAGGAUGUCGUAAAAUCAAAAUCAAAACCAAUACCCUUAGGCUUAUUGGUUUUUAUUUUGUUUAUCAAGCAUCGAUUUAUAUGCUCUUUAACUAUCAUUAAUUUACACCUCUAUACUGUCAGUUUCA